GUUCUUAUCAGAAGCAGCAAUGGCCAGCUAAUGCUAGUAUCUCAACAAGCAAUAGCACGAACACAGAGUCAGCCACAAAAUAACACAAGUGUGAGACCGUCUGUACCAACCAGCACACCUGCAAUCAGAAUAUGUGCUGUGCAGAACUCUGGCACCCAGUUACUAAAGAAAGCAGCUACUCCUGUGAAAGCGCUGUCUCAGACAACAAAUACUGUGGCUUCUGCUGUUCAGCCACCUGCUGUAAUACAGCCAGCAGCUACAACAGCUAGUGUUACUACAGUUACUGCUGUAAAGCCUUUGAGUACUGGAACACCUGUAAAGCUUCCAGUUACAGGACCACCUGCACAAGCUAUCUCCCAAAAGGCAGUCUCUGUGAAAGCAGAGGGCACAACAGUAGCACAGACCAGCACUUCUACAGAGAUGCUAGAGAAUGUGAAGAAAUGCAAGAAUUUUCUUGCUACGCUAAUAAAGCUGGCAUCUAGUGGACCUCAAGCCCCUGAGAUGGGGCAGAAUGUGAAGAAUCUGGUGCAAAAUCUACUGGAAGCAAAAAUUGAACCAGAAGAAUUUACAAAAAAGUUAUACAUAGAGCUCAAGUCAUCUCCACAACCGUAUUUAGUUCCUUUUCUCAAGAAAAGCAUGCUUGCCUUACGACAGCUAAUGCCCAAUGCUCAGAGCUUUAUCCAGCAGUGUAUGCAGCAGCCAGCUCCAACCCAAGAAGCUGUUUCAACUUGUACCUCUGCAGCACCAGCUCCUUCAAUAGCAAUGGCAACCUCAGCUGUAGCAACAACUUCUCUUCCAGUUAUCAAACCAGUGUCUGCCUCUGUAACGGUCACAGCCUCUCCGGUUAUAAAACCAGUCCUUGUCAGUGCAUCAGCAACAGCUUCUCUGCAGACCAUGAAGCCUGUUCCUGCCGCUGCAGUGGUGACAGCAUCCCUUCGGCCUGCAGCUUCAGUCAUCACCACAACGGUAGCAACAUCUGGGCUGACUGCUAUCCAAACUGUCAAGCCAGUCUUCACCUCUGCGGUAGCAACGUCCUCUCUCCAGUCUGCAAAGCCACUGCUGGUUUCUACAGCAGCAUCUUCAGCAACAACCCCUCUCCAGCCUCUGAAACCAGUCAUUGGAACUCCAAUCAGUAUUAAAAUCUCACAGCCAAACUCCAUCGUUGCGCAGCCAGUAGGUGCUCAGCAGGUGGUUAAAGUAAAACAGUUGGUGGUCCAGCAACCAUCAGGAACUGUUGUAAAGCAAGUAUCUGCACUCCCGCAGCCUUCAACACUGACCCUACAGACAUCUGCUGAGAAAAGGAUGCCGCUGAACACACUUAUUCAAACUAACCAGUUCCCUGCAGGUUCCAUUCUGAAACAAAUUACCCUGCCAGGAAAUAAAAUUCUGUCGCUUCAGGCAUCUCCUGUUCAGAAAGCUAAAAUAAAAGAGAAUGGAGCAACACCCUUCAGAGAUGAAGAUGACAUAAAUGAUGUGACUUCUAUGGCUGGGGUCAAUCUUAACGAGGAGAACGCGUGCAUUUUGGCAACAAACUCUGAGCUCAUUGGUACAGUGAUCCGCUCUUGUGCAGAUGAACCUUUUCUCUCCUCGGAAGCACUUCAGAAGAAGAUCUUGAACAUAGGUAAAAGGCAUGACAUUAUGGAACUUAACUCUGAUGUUGUGAACUUGAUCUCCCACGCUACACAGGAGAGAUUACGAGGGCUCAUAGAGAAACUAACUGUAAUUGCUCAGCACAGAGUAUCAACCCACAAGGGGAGUGAUAGGUACAUUGUAUCUAGUGACACCAGAGCACAGCUGAGAUUUCUUGAAAAGCUUGAUCACCUAGAAAAGCAGAGAAAGGAUGAAGAGGAACGUGAAAUGUUGCUUCGAGCAGCCAAGAGCCGUUCCAAUAAAGAAGAUCCAGAGCAGCUGCGGUUAAAGCAGAAAGUGAAAGAGAUGCAACAAUUGGAGUUAGCACAAAUGCAACAAAGAGAAGCCAACCUCACAGCUUUGGCAGCCAUUGGACCAAGGAAGAAAAGACCAUUGGAUUCAUCAAACAUUGGAUCUGGGCUGGAGGAUUUGAAAGGCAAUGCAAUUGCUCCUGGAUCAUCAGGUUUUAGCCUUAUGAAACAGCUGCUCUGUCCAAGAAUAACCCGCGUCUGUCUCAGGGACUUGAUAUUCUGCAUGGAACAAGAGAGGGAGAUGAAGCAUUCUCUAACCUUGUACCGUGCUCUUCUGAAGUAAUUUGAAUUUUACAUUUCAACUUGCUGUCUACUGCCAAAGAAAACACUGAAGCAUUGUUGCACUGUCUUGAAAUUCCAAUUUCUGGAAAAUGAUCCGUUGUAAGGAUAACUCUUGUUUACAGAUAAACAUUUUUAUU
This is a messenger RNA of Antrostomus carolinensis (chuck-will's-widow), 2359 nucleotides long. It is a transcript of the gene TAF4B, whose product is annotated as TATA-box binding protein associated factor 4b. Lineage: Eukaryota; Metazoa; Chordata; Aves; Caprimulgiformes; Caprimulgidae. The record is from RefSeq and is a predicted model, not a curated record. Gene Ontology annotation, biological process: transcription initiation at RNA polymerase II promoter; DNA-templated transcription. Gene Ontology annotation, molecular function: DNA binding; protein heterodimerization activity; RNA polymerase II general transcription initiation factor activity. Gene Ontology annotation, cellular component: transcription factor TFIID complex. The coding region runs from base 31 to 2223 and encodes 730 amino acids. The transcript has 14 exons.